Schistosoma curassoni is the source of this 1107-nucleotide messenger RNA. Lineage: Eukaryota; Metazoa; Platyhelminthes; Trematoda; Strigeidida; Schistosomatidae. The record is from the annotation of a GenBank genome assembly.
AUGUUCUUAGCUAAACUCAUAUUGUUAUUGAAAAUAGUUAUUAUUAUUAUUUAUUCAGAGAAUGUUAUAAAUUGUGAUGAAACGACGGAAUUAUUACAAAAUGAUCUAUUAUUCAAUGUACCAUUAUUAGAUCAUUAUGAAUGGGAGAUAGUUACAAGUUUAGUACUGGAUUCAAUUGAAGAUGCUACAAAAUAUUUAUGGAAACAUAGAAUUAAGGUGAAUUUAGAUGGUUAUUUAGGAACUACAAUGGUUGAAGGCAUUAUUCGGACCCUGUUGAAAUUAUACAGACAUAAAAUGCCUCAGGUAAUUGAUAAAAAAAUGCGAUUACUUCAAGAAAAAUUGGAAAUGUUAAAUAAUUUUGGUGUGAUGAAUGUUGAGAAACAAACUCCAUUUUAUUUUUCCCGUGUAGGAUUUUUGCUGGAUCCGCAGCUAUGGAAUAGUUUCUAUCCGAUCACGCUACUAAACUAUUCUUUGGUACACAAGUCAAAGUACAAAAGCGAUUCGUGGACAGAGUACAAGAGUGACAAUUGUCUCAGAGAGUUUCUUUACAAGACAAUUGAUGAUUUCUGUAAAAUUUCAAAACAAUGCUGGAAGUCAGCUACUGAUUACAGUGAAACUGAAUAUGGUCUUACGCACCAGGUAUUUUAUUUUAUGAUUGGAAAACAGACUAAUUGUAGUGAAACAUUGGAUUAUCUUCUAAAAUUCAAUCAACUGGAAAUGAAUUCUGAAAAAUAUUUGCAACAGUUAUGUACAAACGUUGCAGUUGAAGCUCAAAUUAUUGCCAGUAAAAAUUUUCCAACUGAUUUUAGGGAUCUGUUCAUGGAACAAGUUGGAUUUUGUGGUUUAGCAGGAUUUUGGCAAAUCUGUAAAAUUGAUUGGUUAAUGAAAAUUAUUUCAUGGCAAAAUAUCAUGGGUUGUUACCAUAAAUUUGAUACAGAAGAAAUGAAUCCAGAAAAUUUUGAUCCCAAUGUAUAUGGACAUUAUAAGCGUAGAAGACGUUCAGAACAACUUUUAUCCGAUGGUCAACAAGCGUGUCUAUCACAUAGGACAAGUGUAGCAAUGACAGCACUGAGUGGAUAUUUAAGAUAUUUAAUUGAAUUUCAUUAG